AUGGCGUUGCAAUACCCAUCUCCCCAUCGUCUGGUUGGCGCGUUGGCAUCUACCGUGAAGUUGCUAUUUCGGACUUUCGGACAACAGCACGAAGGCUACGCAGUUGAUUUCACCCACGGUUCUAAGCCGAUCUUCAAAUUUGCGCGCCGCUGGGCUUAUUUGGUCUCUAGCAACACGAAUAUACGAUGGCACCCAUUUCGUCACACGGUCGAUGAAAUUGAUAUCGGGCAAAUUAUGGCCAAAAAGAAGAAAAUCUUAACUGAAGGGUUUCGGUCUCCAUUCUAUAUACAAGCUACGCUUUUCCCAUUUCCCUUUCCUGUCAUCGAGGCAUCGGUCCAAAAGAAACUAAAAUUACGACAAGCGCGCUGGGCGCGGGUGCGAAUGAACAAAACCAUCACAGGCAUCUUCCUUCCAGGCAAAUCGGACAAAGCAUACUAG
Messenger RNA from Paracoccidioides lutzii Pb01, 438 nucleotides. RefSeq lists its product as hypothetical. The transcript has 2 exons. The coding region runs from base 1 to 438 and encodes 145 amino acids. The record is from RefSeq and is a predicted model, not a curated record.